Messenger RNA from Aspergillus puulaauensis, 1008 nucleotides. RefSeq lists its product as uncharacterized. The transcript is spliced from 2 exons. The coding region runs from base 1 to 1008 and encodes 335 amino acids. The record is from RefSeq and is a predicted model, not a curated record. Gene Ontology annotation, molecular function: catalytic activity. Gene Ontology annotation, biological process: DNA repair. NCBI's taxonomy places the organism in Eukaryota, Fungi, Ascomycota, Eurotiomycetes, Eurotiales, Aspergillaceae.
AUGAAAUACAAAGCCCCUGAGGUUGAAGAAGAGUAUGAGGAAGACGACGUAACGAACGCGUCGAAGCGAAAAAGAAGCAACGAGGAAACGCCCGCUGUCCAGGAAAAGAGCGCAGACGAGACAGAGUCGCAGCCACCAAGUAAGGCUGCCAGAGCUGGUGGGGAGCCUGAUGAAGAGGAAGAUGACGAUGAGGGAUUCCUCGACGAGGAAGAGUCUCGUGAAGGCGAUCUUGACCAGGAGGAGCUUGAUGAGGAAGAUUUCGACGAGGAAUUGAGCGAUCUGGGUGAGGAGGAGAGUGGAGAAAUAGAAGAGGUUGAAGGAAAAGAGGGUACAAGUCAGGAGAAGAAGUCGCGACAGUCUCCAAGUCAUGAGAAGCUGAAGAAGACCAUUGAGGAAUAUGGUCAUGGUCCACUUGAGGGAACGGCGAUUGAAAAGAAAGCGCUUACUGGAUCGCCUGAUACCAUUUUCGCUAUGCUCAUUGAUGCGAUGCUGAAGUCAAAGCCGUUGUCACAUGAACUCACGGAUCGUACACUGCGUAAACUUGUUGAUGUUGGAUAUCACGAUAUCCAGAAACUAGGGGAUGCUAGUUGGGAAGAGAGAGCUAUGGUCCUGAAGGAUGGAGGAUACAACCGAUACAGAGAACAGGGUUCAACAAACCUGGGAAAAUUGGUCGAGUUCGUGAACGAGAACUAUGAUGGGGAUCUGAACAAUCUCAUAAAGUCUGCGGAGUACGAUCCCCAGAGAACAAGACAACUCGUAAAGGAAGUCCACGGCCUCGGAGACCUAGGCGUGGAACUCUUCUUCAACAACGUGCAAAGCGUCUGGCCAUCUAUCGCUCCGUUUGUUGAUUCCCGGAGUCUGCAAACCGCGGAGGACGCUGGGCUGGGGACUGACCUGGAUGCUAUCUACGAGGACUUAGAGAAAGACUCGAUCAGGAUGUGCAAGUUGGCAAAUGCCUUGUCGACCGCUAGAUUAGAGAAACAAGUGGGCGAUCUGAUGGCGAUUUGA